UAGGGAAGAUGACAUCUCACCCACAGAAUCAUCUUAUGGCUCUUCAAAUUUUGCAGGGCAUCGACAUCGAUGCUCCAAAAUGAGCUCUACUGUCCAUUUUCAUAUCUACAAACUCCGGAAAGAAAACCUAAAGCUCUCUUUUAGUUUCUGUGCAGUUCUAUCAGUUUUUUGUUGCUUCUGAUUAUAAGUUAAGCUUGGAAUCCAUGGAGUUAGGAGUGGAAUCUCCAUUUAUCAGUCGAUCUAGAUUCUUUUAUGGCAGAAAUUCGUUCUUCGUCGCCUGCAGUCGUCAACUAAAAAUCUCUGCUAACACACCACCUGGGUUUAUGUGCUAUCGUAGUCUAAAUAGGAGGAAUUGUGCUGGUCCUUAUAUUUCCAGAAGUAUACGGACGUCGAAAUUCCAGGAAGCUAAGUCGAUUAAUGGCGAGUUCUCCUCGAAACCGGCGGUUAUAGAAAGAGAGGCUGUGGUGGUUGGUAAUUCUAUUGUGGAUAAGAAGCUAGAUUUUUUGGAGGUUUUGUUCAAGGGUGGAUCUAUUUUUGGUGCAAUGGUUUGUGGAAUUUUUGUGCUUGGCUGCCAAAGGGUUCUUGCGAUGGAAGGGGUUGUUAAUGCGGGCUAUAGUGUUUUUGGACAGAGCCAGCUGUUACUGAAGGGCGCUUGGCCCAAAGUGUUGCAGGUUCUAUGGGUGUUCAAAGAGCAAGGUUUGAUUUUGGCUGCGCUUUUGAGUCUUUCCGCAUUUUUUUCCAUGGCUGAGACUUCAAUAACGACGUUAUGGCCUUGGAAGGUGCGUGAAUUGGCUGAAAAGGAGCCUGAGAAUGGUGUCUUCAGAAUGCUUCGAAGUGAUGUGACGCGGUUCCUGACUACUAUUUUAAUAGGCACCACUGUGGUCAACAUUGGAGCAACUGCACUAGUCACAGAGGCUGCAACAGCAAUAUUUGGUGAAGCGGGUAUCAGUGCUGCAACCGGAGUUAUGACUGUUGCUGUUUUGCUCCUCACAGAAAUCACUCCAAAAAGUAUUGCAGUUCACCAUGCCACAGAGGUUGCUAGGUUUGUGGUCAGACCAGUGGCAUGGCUUUCCUUGAUAUUGUAUCCUGUGGGAAGAGUUGUCACUUUUCUAUCAAUGGGAAUGCUUAAAAUGCUCGGGUUGAAAGGGAGAAGUGAACCAUAUGUCACUGAAGAUGAGUUGAAGUUGAUGUUGCGAGGGGCAGAGUUGAGUGGAGCAAUAGAGGAGGAAGAACAGGACAUGAUUGAAAAUGUGUUAGAGAUAAAAGAUACACAUGUCAGGGAAGUAAUGACACCUCUGGUAGAUGUUGUUGCAAUCGAUGCCAGUGCAUCACUUAUUGAUUUCCAUAACUUGUGGGUGACUCAUCAAUAUUCGAGAGUGCCUGUUUUUGAGCAGCGUGUUGACAAUAUAGUGGGUAUUGCAUAUGCAAUGGAUCUACUGGAUCAUGUCCAAAAGGGUGAGCUACUAGAAAGUUCUUUUGUGGGAGGUAUUGCACACAAGCCUGCAUAUUUUGUGCCAGAUUCAAUGUCAGUAUGGAAUCUUCUUAGAGAGUUUCGCAUCAGGAAGGUCCACAUGGCUGUUGUUCUUAAUGAAUAUGGUGGAACUGUGGGAGUAGUAACUCUGGAAGAUGUUGUUGAAGAAAUUGUUGGUGAAAUCUUUGAUGAGAAUGAUUCGAAGGAGGAGAUCCAGAAAAAAACUGGUUAUGUUGUUAUGCGAGCGGAAGGGAUUUUUGAUGUUGAUGCAAACACAUCAAUAGAUCAACUCUCAGAGGAUUUAGAUGUUAAAAUGCAGGAGGGCCACCAGUAUGAGACUGUAUCAGGUUUUAUCUGUGAGGCAUUUGGAUAUAUUCCCAGGACAGGUGAGACUAUAAAAGUGGUACUUGAAAAGGCAAACCGGGAGGAGAAUGAUGAAUAUAAUGAAGCAGAAUCUGAUCGCCAUGAUCAUAAGGAAAAGUAUCAGAGUUAUAAACUUGAGAUAUUGGCAGGAAAUGCAAGGAAGGUAAGUGCUGUCCGAUUUGAACGAGUAAACCAGGAUGAUACAACAUCAGAGACCAAAGAAGUAACUCGCUUGGUACCUAGAAUCAUGAAAAGGAAACGGAAGGGUGACGAAGACUCGAAUAAGGGUGAGUGCCUUGAGAUUCCAUUCCAGGAGAGACAAGAGGAUGGUCUCUGUGUUGAUGUAAUUGCUGAACAUGAAGAUGAUUAUGAUUACGAGUAUGAUAAUAGAAAUAAACAGUAGUUAAUACUCCCUGAGCCUCCCUUUCAUACAGCAGCAAGAGUAGGUAAAGAGAAAACAAAAAGGAGAAAAUAAUAAGGGAAACUAGCAUGUAAGUUUUGGUUACAGAUGAAGAGAAGUAUCAACAUCGGUAUCAUCAAAAUUA
This is a messenger RNA of Telopea speciosissima, 2379 nucleotides long. Its product is annotated as putative DUF21 domain-containing protein At3g13070, chloroplastic. Bases 204 to 2237 code for a protein of 677 amino acids. The transcript is spliced from 14 exons. Gene Ontology annotation, molecular function: flavin adenine dinucleotide binding. NCBI's taxonomy places the organism in Eukaryota, Viridiplantae, Streptophyta, Magnoliopsida, Proteales, Proteaceae. The record is from RefSeq and is a predicted model, not a curated record.